Molecule: messenger RNA, 994 nt
Organism: Lotus japonicus
Lineage: Eukaryota; Viridiplantae; Streptophyta; Magnoliopsida; Fabales; Fabaceae
Exons: 6
Coding region: 205-822 (205 amino acids)
Biological process (GO): translation; negative regulation of translation
Cellular component (GO): mitochondrial large ribosomal subunit; ribosome
Molecular function (GO): structural constituent of ribosome; mRNA binding
Source: RefSeq, a predicted model, not a curated record
AUGGUGUGGAUAGUAGGGGAUGGUCCAAAUAGUUUCAGACAUUUACAACUUCGCUUCCAAUAUCCCAACGCAAUUACUUACAGCAGACACAGCCGCCACCCCUCGUCGUCCGAUAGCUUCCGCCGUUACCCGUCGUCGGCCGAUAGCCACCGCCGUGCAGUGAAUUUUGAGGAUUGAAGAUCGACCCAACAAACAGAAUCCAAAAUGAAGAUGCUAACAUCUUUCAACAUGAAGAAAGCCGCUGCUGGGCUUCGACGCAUCAAUCUCGACGGUCUCCGCUGGCGGGUUUUCGAUGCCAAGGGCCAGGUUCUUGGUAGGUUAGCAUCUCAAAUAGCUACUGUAGUCCAAGGAAAGGACAAGCCAACUUAUGCUCCUAAUCGUGAUGAUGGAGAUAUGUGCAUUGUGCUUAAUGCAAAGGAUGUUUGUGUGACUGGGAGAAAAUUUAAAGACAAGGUCUACUACUGGCAUACAGGGUAUGUGGGGGGCCUCAAGCAAAGGACUCUGAAGGAACAGAUGGCCAAAGACCCUACAGAAGUAAUUCGCAAAGCUAUUCUGCGCAUGCUGCCAAGAAACAAACUACGUGAUGAUAGGGAUCGAAAAUUAAGGAUCUUUCCUGGUAGUGAGCACCCUUUCGCUGAUCGGCCACUUGAACAAUAUGAAAUGCCUCCCAGAAGCGUGCGAGAAAUGCGGCCACGAGCAAGGCGUGCCAUGAUUCGAGCACAGAAGAAGGCUGAGCUGCAACAACAGAAGGCUGAACAGCAACAGCAGAAGGCUGAUGGAACAAAGGGCGAAAAGAGUGAAGCACAGGGAGAGAGUGCAUGAAGACCAGUGGUUAUCAUUUGGAUGAAAUAUCAUCUUUAUCAGUUUGCUUUCAGCAGAUUCUAUAACGCCAUAUUUAAUUGUAUGAAUUUUUGUUUUACAAGUCUGCUAGUAAGAGCAUAGUUUGAAACCAUAUUUGAUUCACAUAAUAGUGAAUUCUUGGAUCUUUUUCUUA